AUGGCCCCUGAUCCUCUGCGACUCGAUGACUUCCUGUUUCGCAUUUUCUAUGAAAAAGGCUACAAUACCUGGUCAGAUUUACUAAAGCAGGCGACUGAGGAUCCCGACAUUCCUUCAGAUGAUCCACGGGUCGAGCAUCUCUUCCCUCAUCACCCUUACUUUCCUGUCGGUGUUGAGCUAGAUAGUACUGGGUUGCUAACAGCCACAUCAACGUGGGUCCCUGGGAGAGGAUCCUGCGAUUUGCCGCCCUUCGAUCAGCCUUUUCAAAUUUCGCCCCGUGUUGCUACGCCGACCAGAUUGCUUACCUCGACCAAGUUGCCUCUCCCAGCAUCUACCUGGUUCAAGCAAAGUGACAAUCAUCUCGCAGUCCUCGUUCUCGCAUGGGCGUAUGUUUUAUCCGCGCGAUGGUCCGAGAUCUUCUCUCAAGCAUUGCCACUGGAGUACACUGACAGCCAGGCUGAGUGGUUAGACGCGCCACCCUGCGACAAUACAGAAGCAGUGGUAGAUGUUGGAAACGUCAGCCACGACGCUGCACGGUGGUGGGCAGCUGUGCUUUCGCCUGGCCAAGGCUGGAAGGCUUCUAUGGUGUGUGGACGCUAUAAAUUCAUGUCUCCUUGGUCAUCGACACUGGAAUCACUUCCUACCAUCCGAUUAUUCAGCGCCUCGAGGAGUGGAACGCCAAGUCACCAACGCUGCCCCCAUUUUGAGACGGCAGUUCAAUAUAUUUCGGAUUACUGUGCACUCCAUUCCCUUCAUGAUCAAAACCGUGUUGCUAUUGCGACUGCCCUCAUGCUCCCGUUAGCCAACCAUGACAGGAUAAGUGUCAUACUUCCGGUACCGCGAAUGCGUAUUGCACCUUCGCCAAUCAGUUCAAGCCCGGAAUCGACACACGAACCAAUCUAUGGGCGGGAUAUCCGGCAGUUCGAUAGACUACUCACCCUUUCCUGCAACCCUCUUGGAGUAAAGUCCAUCCUUGGCAGUAUAUUCUACGAGUCUAGCAUUCUAUGCAAUACCUGUGGGCCAUGGUUGCAAGGCGCUGCCACUUUCCUCCAGUCAGGGUUGAUACCAGACCUAGAUGUUCUGAGUCGGAUGUUUUCUCUUCGAAGCCCCCAUCUGAGCUUUCUGUGGCUUGGUGCCAUCAUUGCUGGCUUGCACAAAGGUUUUUUGAGUGGCCCAGGAGGACUUCUCGGACUCAACAGGAUCGAUAUUCAUGAAGCUGCUUGGACUGGUACCCUUAUAUCCUUCAUUCAGGAUCAUGUUCCUCGACAACCAGAAGAUACUACUUCAAUCUCACGCAGGAAUGAGUUCACCCUGGCUUUCCUUACCCAGGGGGUAGCCAGAUAUAGAUACCCACCAAUCUUUCCAUAUGCGCCCCUUGGCUCAACGGCUGUUGGAGAGCUAGACCUCGAUAUUCGUCUUCACAUGGCAUGCCCCGGUGGACAUGCACUGAAGUUCUCCAAGAUCACCUGGCCCUGUGCGGGAGGAAAGAAGGAAGUCUACGAAGCAGCCACCUUGACCACAAUUACUCGCCCUUCAUCAAAGCCAAGUCAAGCUGUAGCUCCUAGGCUGGCGGACUAUAGCGGAUUGGACCCAGACAGAGAUAUUUCAGAGCGAGUUACGCGAAACAUAUUCACUUGGAUGCGAGAGAUGGAUGGCUUUCCAGUCAGCGAACGGAAGAUAUAUAAGCAUGAAUGGCUGGAUGAUGGGGACUCUGGUGAUCACGACAGAAACUGUGCUGAAGGAGACGGUGGUUCUACAAUGGGUUGUGACUUGAAUGUAACGGUUGGCGGCUGGAUCUCUGGUGUUAUGACCGCUCGCUGCAACUCUCUGUAG
Molecule: messenger RNA, 1833 nt
Organism: Fusarium tjaetaba
Lineage: Eukaryota; Fungi; Ascomycota; Sordariomycetes; Hypocreales; Nectriaceae
Product: immunoglobulin variable region used by the itc63b heavy chain
Exons: 1
Coding region: 1-1833 (610 amino acids)
Source: RefSeq, a predicted model, not a curated record